AUGAAUUCACGGAGCUGUCAGUCACCGAGAUCAAUGGUGCCUGGCACGGGAACGAUUCUGCGCCGUUUGUAUCUUCCUGUGCCAACAAUGGAUGUUGUAGGCUGCACUUCGCUCCUGGUACACAUCUCGCUAACUCUGGCGGCGAUGUACCUGCUGUUCUGGGCAUUUAAACGCAAGCAUCCGGAGGCGCCUCCGUGCAUAGGCAGCUGGAUACCCUGGAUCGGCGCUUCUUUCCGCUUUGGAAAAGCGCCGCUUGAAUUUAUCGAACAAGCCCGAGCGCAGUAUGGAGCAGUAUUUACUGUGGUUACUGUUGGGAAGCGACUGACCUUUGUUACAGAAGAAGAGGAUAUUGAGCUAUUCUUUAAAUCUAAGAAUGUUGACUUUCAAGAAGCAGUACAGGAGGCUGUCUGGCGUACUGCUUCUAUAAGUAGGAAGAGUUUUACAAGGAGCCACACAGCUGUACAUGAUAUGAUAAAAUGGAGAUUGGCUCCAUCAAGAUUGCAUCUCUUCUGCAGUAACCUAUCUAAGGAAUUCAACGAAUGUCUCAUGCACCUUGGAACCAAAGGCACUGAUGACUUGUAUGACCUUGUCUGGCAUGGAAUGUAUUCUGCAGUGGUGAACAACUUGUUUGGAAAAGGUGUAUGUCCCACUGAUAGGAACACAGUUAAAGAGUUUGAGGACCACUUCCAGAAGUUUGAUAGAAGUUUUGAAUUUGGUUCCCAGUUACCAGAAUUUUUACUAAGAGACUGGUCUAAAUCGAAGCACUGGCUUCUGUCUCUCUUUGAAAGUAUUGUAGCCAAGGUUGGAAAGGUAAAGCCAACAGACGAUGACUCAAAGACUUUGUUGCAGCACCUUCUUGAUACUUUGGACGGGAAUUGUACUGCUAAUUACAGUUUACUGAUGCUCUGGGCUUCUCAAGCCAAUGCACUUCCAAUCACAUUCUGGACCCUUGCGUUUAUUAUUUCAAGCCCACUUGUUUACAAGACCAUUAUGAAAGAACUCUGUUCAUUUUUUAAUAAUCAAGCAAAUAAAAAGAUUGAAAUGGAAGUCGCUGAUCUACAAAAGCUCCCAUACUUGAAGUGUUGCAUUCUAGAGACACUUCGUUUACGAGCACCAGGAGUUAUAACUAGAAAAGUGAUGCAACCUCUGAAAAUUAAAAAUUACAUUAUUCCUUCUGGAGACAUGCUCAUGUUGUCGCUUUACUGGGCACACAGAAAUCCCAAAUAUUUUCCUGAACCGGAAAAGUUUCUUCCCGAUCGAUGGAAGGACGCAGUCACAGAAAGGCAAGUUUUUUUGGAUGGCUUCAUGGCUUUUGGUGGAGGCAGAUAUCAGUGUCCAGGAAGAUGGUUUGCAUUGAUGGAGAUCCAAAUGUUUGCUGCUCUGAUGCUUUACAAGUACGAGUUUACUCUCUUGGAUCCUGUCCCAAAAGAGAGUCCUUUUCAUUUAGUAGGAACGCAGCAGCCACUGGGUCCUUGCGAAGUUGAGUAUAAAUCCCGAUGACUGCUGCUGUGCCCAGUGCAAGAACUGCAGUCAAUGGUACUUUUGAUGUUUAAAAAUAAGUUUUUCCUCUGUGUAAUAUAAAUGCAAUAACUAAGAACGUAUGUGAUCUAUUCUCCAGAUUAUGUGUAUGUUAGAAGUAAUUACCACAGAACAACAGUUUGAUAAUGGAAAAAGGCAAUCUUGUUCAGCAAGAGGAUUAGUAAAGACUAUAAGGAAGUUUGGGAGAAAUGGAUCAAUAUGGCACUUCUCCAAGCAGAGUAGCUCAUACAAUAUGAGGAUUGGGAAACAAAGGGAGAAUGGAUUAAGAACAUCUUCUAAUACUACAUUUGAGAUGCAGCAUCACAAACAAGGCUGGUCAAAGUGGAUCACUACUUUGUACACACUAAUAGCAACAAUGCAGAGUUCUUACAUGGGGAUGGCAAAUGAGAUGAUACAUAACUGGAAUUGAGCCACACACAAGCCCAGAAAUUCUGUUUGGGACAAUAUUUUGAGCUAUAUGGAGGUAUGUGUCCAAAGUUCUAUUCUAUCUCAAUUGGAUACAAUGCAUGUAGAGCUUGGUCCUGGACAACACACGCCUUCAAAUCUGCAACCUCUUGCACAGUUAUCACUAAAAUUACCUUUGUUACAAUCUCCCCAUUUAUAGUGGACUUUCAAACUUAACUCUAUUGUGUCUCAUCUAACAUUGUUUUGUGUGUCAAAUGUUGAUUAAGUUGCUGUGAGAGACUCUAAAUAAAUGCAACUUACAGUUGACACUUAAGGAAGACAAAUCCUAUGCACUGAGUUGUUUUCAGAUCAUUGGGACAGUUUGCUGUUGUGAUACUCUUCCUUCAAUAAGAUAUAGAAUAUGACAAAAUAAAAUUAAAAUCUUAAUAAGGGGUCACUGAGAGCCAAUCUUAUAAAUUAAGUACAAAGAAUACAGCAGGUGAACUGGUAGUUACUGUCUAUACCACUAUUCCAAUUUGUUCAGUGUUCCUUUGAGACAUUAAUAAAACUAAAAAAAACUAUGAGACAAGGAUGCAGAAAAAUCAUUUCAAGUUAUUUAUUUAAUUAUUUUACAAACUGCAAGUGCUGCUGACAAGGCCAGUACUUAAUGCUCAAUCUUAAUUGAAAAACUGUAAGGGGGGGGGGGCCUUCUUGAAAUGCUCCUGUCCUUCUGGUGUAAGUACUCUCUCUGUGCUCCUGAUUUAAAAACUCUUGGGAAUGAUGUUGACCAAGUAGAUAAAAUGACAAUGUGCGAGCAAUUUAUAGUUGGUCACUAGGAUGAGUGUAUCCCAAAGAAACUAUGGAAAGGGAUAAGAUUAUUCCAAGAAUCAUGAACAGUAUAUUCUCAGACAAUCACAUUCAUGGGGAGUAGGAGAUGCCAGUUGUCUGGAUGUGCCAAUUCAAUGAGAAAUGAUCAAAGAAAAAGUACUGUACAUCACCUUUUAAUAUUCCAUGCAAA
Mobula hypostoma (lesser devil ray) is the source of this 2941-nucleotide messenger RNA. It is a transcript of the gene cyp39a1, whose product is annotated as 24-hydroxycholesterol 7-alpha-hydroxylase. Gene Ontology annotation, biological process: bile acid biosynthetic process; cholesterol homeostasis. NCBI's taxonomy places the organism in Eukaryota, Metazoa, Chordata, Chondrichthyes, Myliobatiformes, Myliobatidae. Gene Ontology annotation, molecular function: heme binding; iron ion binding; steroid 7-alpha-hydroxylase activity. The record is from RefSeq and is a predicted model, not a curated record.